UGGCCCCAUUAAUGAAGCUCCUCUCCGGGGGUCUCCUCUGCUCCUGUCUCCGCCGUCCUCCCGCACACGGGACACACCGACGCAGGGACAUGGAGGAAGCAGCCGCUUAGCGCAGCGGAGGAAGGAGCAGGACCGGACACCGCGCGCUGCACCUGCCGACGACCCGCAGCAGGCCGGCGGGGAGGAGAGGAGGCACCGGCCGCUGCGUCCUCAACUUUUCACCAACUUGUCGGCGGCGGAGCUGCGCGUAAAAGACCGAAGCAUGCGCGUCGAGCGCCAGGCGAGUUCCCGUUCGUGCGCAAAGUUGUUGUGAAGAGUUGGAAGUUGUUUGGACAAAGUUUGUGAGAUUGAAGCGACUCUUUCCUGAGACUGAUCCUGAUCCUGAUCCUGAUCCUGACCCGGCUCGGCUCGGCUCGGCUCGACUCGGUCCCGGCUCCGGCUCAGCCGAACCAUGCCUCGCCCGGGGAGGAACACGUACAGCGACCAGAAGCCCCCGUACUCCUACAUCUCGCUCACGGCCAUGGCCAUCCAGAGCUGCCCGGAGAAGAUGCUGCCCCUCAGCGACAUCUACAAGUUCAUCAUGGACCGGUUCCCCUACUACCGGGAGAACACGCAGCGGUGGCAGAACUCGCUGCGGCACAACCUGUCCUUCAACGACUGCUUCAUCAAGAUCCCGCGCCGACCGGACCAGCCGGGCAAGGGCAGCUUCUGGGCGCUGCACCCGAGCUGCGGCGACAUGUUCGAGAACGGCAGUUUCCUGCGGCGCAGGAAGCGCUUCAAGGUGGGCGGCGUGCAGGCCCCGGACCCGCUGGCGCCCAGCGGCAAGGCGCACGACGCCGCGCACUACCUGCAGCAGCAGGCCAAGCUGCGGCUGAGCGCGCUGCACGCCGCCGCCGCCGCCGCGCACCUCCCGCAGCUGCCGGCCGGAUACAACCUGAGCUCCGUGUCGCAGCCGUCCAGCUUCAAACACCCGUUCGCCAUCGAGAACAUCAUCGCCAGGGAGUACAAGAUGCCCGGCGGCCUGGCGGCCUUCUCCUCCGCCGGGUACCCGCUGCACAGCCAGCUGACCCCGGCCUGGCCGCACAUGUACGGCUCCGGGAUGAUGGACACGGCGGCGCCCAUCUCCAUGGGCCCCGGCGACUACUCGGCGUACGGCAUGCCGCUCAAGUCCCUCUGCCACGGCGGACAGACUCUGCCCGCCGUCCCGGUGCCCAUCAAGCCCACGCCCGCCUCGGUGCCGGGCCUCCACGGGCUGCCGUGCGCGCACAUCCCGGCGUUCCUCGCCAACUCGCCCCAGUCGCUGAGCCCCACGUCCCCGCAGACCGGCCGGAGCAGCCCGGCCGCGCCCGGGGAGCCGCUGCCCUCCUCGGCCUCGCUGCUGCAGUCCGUGGUGGCGGUGCACUGACGGAGAACCGGGACGUUCCUGCUCCGUUUUUUUAUAUAUAUAUACGUUCAAAAAGAUAAAAACUAUUUAAAAAGGGAAAAACACUUGUCGACGCCCGAAGCAGCGGCUCGGUUUCCUUUGAGUUCGGUUCAGUUUGUCAGUUUUUCUGAAGAGAAAGUGAAGAAAACACGUGUCGAUCAUCUUGUCAAGGACACAACAGGUUGACCUCUGACCUCCCAACACACGCACACGCACACACACACACACACACACACACACACACACACACAUCAUUCCUGACAAACAGAAAUCUAUAUUUUUUCCUCCGGAGACAAACGAUCCGGAUCUUUUGUGUUUUUCUCUCUUUGCUCCUCCAACUGAAAGAUGAACGACUCUGAGUCUUUUCUCCUCCAACUGUUGCUGAAUGAAAAACUUUAUUAAUAAACACACACAACAACAACAACACACCAUAACAGGAAACUCUUCAUUUAAAAAAAAAAAUGCACAUUUUGCAUUUUUGGUACCAAAUAAUGACGCAUUUCCUUUUUCCCCCUUUUUAAAAUAAUAUGGAAAUGAACAAUCAAACAGAGAGAAGAUGAAAUGUAGACUUGAGUGAUAUAUUUAUGUCCGAGGUUCUGCAGAUGUUUGGACCAUGAAUGCAACGAUCCACUGUCUCAUGCACUUUUGAAAGAAAUGAAAUUCAUCUAGACGUCUUUUUUAUUCAGCAGCCGAGUUGGUUUGAUUUAAUUUUUUUUCUUUUCCACGCUGGUGCUGAACUGAGUCUGUGUUCGUGUAUUUGCUGCAUGAACCAAGUGUCUGAAAAAGGAAAAAUAUUUCAGUGUCUGUAAGUUUUUAAUUUUUCUCUUUUUUUUUUAACUUUCUGUUCUUUUUGGAGUUGAAAGCAUAAAAGCAUGAACACGAACAACGACGGGCUUUUUUUAUUCCCUGCGCUCUUCUCGUCCGCUCAUCACAUCCAAUAAAAAGAAAAACCUUUGUGAGA
Scophthalmus maximus (turbot) is the source of this 2384-nucleotide messenger RNA. Its product is annotated as forkhead box protein B1-like. Gene Ontology annotation, biological process: anatomical structure morphogenesis; regulation of transcription by RNA polymerase II; cell differentiation. Lineage: Eukaryota; Metazoa; Chordata; Actinopteri; Pleuronectiformes; Scophthalmidae. The transcript has a single exon. The record is from RefSeq and is a predicted model, not a curated record. Gene Ontology annotation, molecular function: DNA-binding transcription factor activity, RNA polymerase II-specific; RNA polymerase II cis-regulatory region sequence-specific DNA binding. The coding region runs from base 452 to 1405 and encodes 317 amino acids.